Molecule: messenger RNA, 1224 nt
Organism: Lasiosphaeria miniovina
Lineage: Eukaryota; Fungi; Ascomycota; Sordariomycetes; Sordariales; Lasiosphaeriaceae
Exons: 1
Coding region: 1-1224 (407 amino acids)
Source: RefSeq, a predicted model, not a curated record
AUGUCGCCACGGCUGAUCCCCAUCGCCGCCGUCCUCGUCUUCAUCUCGCUCGGCCUCGUUGCCCAUCAAACAUUUAGCGACACGGGCAUCCUCAAUUUCCGGCACCCGGGCGCCGACCGAGCGUGCCCUUCACAACCUUCCGCGGCGCCAUCAUCACCAGCAAACGAUGGCGACAAUGCGGGGCAGGGCGCCGGCGGCGACGUCGUAGUGCCGCCGGGUCCGGUCCACAUCCCCAACACGGUGCACUUUGUCUACAUCUUCAAGGAGGGUGUGAGCGAGUUCAACUUCGAGUUUAAGCACUUCCUGUCCGUGUAUAGCGCGUGGUACUACUGGCGGCCCGAGAUUGUCUACAUGCACACCAACGCGGGCGCGCCGGCGGUCGAGGCGGCGCGCGAGGGCAAGGGCAAGGGCGGGCGGCCCAACCAGUGGAACCAGCUCAUCUUCAACGCCAUCCCCAACCUGCGCAUCAACAAUGUCGACGAGCCCAAGGUGGCGGGCAACGGGCGCGAAAUCAAAGUGAUUGAGCACAAGAGCGACUUUGUGCGCACGCAGGUGGUGCGCGAGAUGGGCGGCGUGUACCUGGACCUGGACGCGCACGCGCUGCGCGACGUGCGCGCGCUGCGCGACUGCGGCUUCGCGACCGUGUUCGGGCGGCAGAAGCACGGGCAGGUCAACAACGGCAUCUUCUUUGGGCGCAAGGACGCGCUGCUGCUGAACCGGUGGUGGGAGGAGAUGAACGCCGUGUACGACGGCGGGUGGACGACGCACGGCAACGGCGUGCUGACGUGGCUGGGCCCGCGGCUGGCGCGCGAGCCGGGCGAGGUGCUGAUCCUCGAGCAGGACGCGCUGCAGCCCGGCAGCUGGGAGGUUGAGGACAACAAGCUGCUGUUCGGCAUCCACAACGAGACGGCCUCGAACCUGCCCGCCGGCUUCCACGACGGCGACCCCCUGCCCGAGCACGCCGAGGCCAUGGAGGACCGCUGGAACAAGCGCAAGGACCCGGCCGUCUUCCCCGACUGGCAGCGCGACUACUCGAGCACUUGGGUCCUGCACGCCUUCGACCCCGGCCGCAACAACAACCCCGUCCCGGGCUUCAGCCACAUCUCGCCCCGCUACGUGCUCGAGCGCCAGAGUAACUUUGCCCGCGCCGUCUACCCCGUCGUCCGCCACAUGUACGACGAGGGCCUCAUCAAGGUCGACGACUCGUACAAGGGGGCGGAUUGA